UCUUGCAGUGGCUCGGACACUGGGAGGGACAACUUACGAUGGUCGCUCUUCAACUGUUUGGUUUUCUUUCCUCCCGGUUCUGAGGACUGUGCCGACAGCAGCUGGACUGAACUCACUACCGCCAACUCCUGCGAGAGUAGCUCGGACAUUCCCGGACAUUUGUUUCACGUUUAACGUCGCUACUUUGGCCUUUUACUGUCGUUUGAGGAGAUCCAGCGUGCGGUUCUUUGGCGCGAGGAUGUGGACAGAUUUCGUAAAAACACGGGUCGAAACUGCGAUUGAUGUGUCAUGUGACACGAUCCGGAGCUGGUGAUGUUUCUUUCCGUGUCAUCCAUACAUGUCGUACCCGCAGCCCUUCCCUCCGCCCAAGGGCCAGACAACCGGCGACGUAAAGGAAACCGGUCGCUGAGUUUCGAUGCGUUCGUCUCGUUGAUGGCACCGUGUCCUGACCUCGUCGAGUCGGCGGCCGUCUCUCGCUGAAAGCAGCCGCGUUGCGUCGGGAACAGAGUGACCCCAGGACGCGGGAGAAGGCCAGGUGCACUUUGCUUUGCUGAGCGGUGGAGCUAGGUGGUGCCACUGCCAGGUGGAGCCAGGCGUGGAGCAGCAGCAUCGGGUUCAGGCCUGAAGAAGUUCAGCCUACGUGUCUGCCCUCGUGCCUCGGCCUUGUUGUCACACGAGUUACAACUCAUGAGGAACCGUCAAUGUGGACGUCAGCUGGUGAUUUGACGAGUCGCAUCUAGGAGCCGCCUCGAGUGUUUCCUGUCCCCACUCCCUUCCCUCGGUCCCUCCCACCCCUUUCCCUUGUCAAUCUUCUCCCCGAUCCCCCUUUCCCCCUUUUAUUAUCCACCAUGCUUAUCAAGGAGUACCGCAUCCCCAUGCCCAUGAGUGUGGAGGAGUACCGUAUCGCCCAGCUCUAUAUGAUCCAGAAAAAGAGCAGAGAUGAGAGCUGUGGUGAAGGAAGCGGGGUGGAGAUUCUAGAGAAUCAGCCCUACACAGAUGGACCGGGUGGGGCGGGCCAGUACACCCACAAGGUUUACCAUAUUGGCAUGCACAUUCCCAGCUGGUUCUGCUCCAUCUUGCCCAAAGCAGCACUGAGGGUUGAAGAGGAGUCCUGGAACGCCUACCCUUACACCCGCACCAGAUACACCUGCCCCUUUGUCGAGAAGUUUUCCAUUGACAUUGAGACCUACUACAAACCUGACACAGGCAACCAAGCAGAUGUCUUCAACAUGUCUGCAGCAGAGAAGAGGCAGAGGACUAUUGACCCAAUCGACAUCGUGACAGAUCCAAUGUCGCCUUAUGAGUACAAAGCAGAGGAGGACACACGGCUCUUCAAGUCAGCCAAGACUCAGAGGGGUCCUCUGCAGGACGACUGGAUAGAGGACUACAACAACAACCCUGGCAAGACCCCCAUCAUGUGUGCCUACAAACUCUGCAAGGUGGAGUUUCGUUACUGGGGCAUGCAGUCCAAGAUCGAACGCUUCAUCCAUGAUGUUGGACUGAGAAAGGUGAUGGUGCGUGCCCACCGGCAGGCCUGGUGCUGGCAGGAUGAGUGGUACGGUCUGACCAUGGAGGACAUCCGGCAGCUGGAACUGGAAACCCAGCUGGCCCUGGCCACGAAAAUGGCCCAGUUCAGUCAGGCGGAGGAGGCCACAGAGGCUAACGGAGGUGCUCAGUCUCCAGACAAAGAGCAGGAGGUCAAAGAGGCGAUCAGCUCCAUUGAAGCUGAGGAGGUGGUUGUCAGCUCGGGUGGAGAGACUCUCAAGCCUCGAGGUGUACUCACCAAACAGUGGUCCACUUCAUCCCGAUCCUCCCGCUCAUCAAAGAGAGGAGUGAGUCCAUCUCGUCACAGCAUCUCGGAGUGGAGGAUGCAAAGCAUAGCUCGAGACUCAGACAGCUCUGACGAGGAGUUCUUCGAUGCUCAUGAGGAUCUGUCAGAAGGCGAGGAGGUCCUCCCAAAGGAAAUCGCCAAGUGGAACUCCAACGACCUCAUAGACAAGAUUGAAGCCGCAGACACAGAGGACACGCCGGGUGAUCUGUUGAAGGACAUCACAGUGGAUUAUGAAAGAGCAACCAGUGAGGAAAGACUAGAUGAGAUGCGUGGCUCUGUUAGCGGCCAAACCGAUAGCUCUCCCAUUCCCACCAUCACGCUAACGAGGUACCAGUCAGAGAGCUCGUCCCAGCAGUGUCUGCAGCCGUCCAAGAUCCAUGUGCUGAUCUUAGUUCUGCACGGAGGGAACAUCCUGGAUACAGGCGGCGGGGACCAGAACAGCAAGCAGGCCGACGUCAACACGAUUAGUACGGCCUUCGACGCGGUCAUGCGUGUUCACUACCCCGCGGCGCUGGGACGCAUCGCCAUCCGCUUGGUGCCCUGCCCUGCCAUCUGUGCCGAGGCCUUCUCCCUGGUGUCUAACCUGAGCCCAUACAGCUACGAUGAGGGAUGUCUGUCGAGCAGCCAGGACCGCAUCCCGCUCGCGGCUCUCCCGCUCCUGGCAACCUCUGCUCCACAGUACCAGGAGGCCAUGGCCACCGUCGUCGUCAGGGCCAACCAGGUGUACACCGACUUCAUAAAGUCUGUGGAUGGGGCAGCGUUCUCUGGCCAGGUGUGCCUCAUUGGGGACUGUGUGGGAGGAAUCUUGGGAUUUGAUGCUCUGUGCGGUAACAAUCAGACAGUGAAUGAAAGCCAGAACAGCAGUCGCAGGGGCAGUGUCGUCAGUGGGCAGGACCAGGAUCUCCUCUCUCCUGGCAUUAUUGUCAACAGCGGGUUUGCCUCUCCGACCCUGGAGGGCAGCCGCCACCUCAGUCGCAGUAACAUCGACAUCCCUCGUGCUUGUACGGGUGACGACACCAAGCAGCAACUGCCACGCAAGAGAAGUGACUCCUCCACCUACGAACUGGACACAAUAAAGCAACACCAGGCCUUCCUGACCAGCUUACAUUCCAGUGUUUUGCGGAACGACACAGUGUCACGCAUGUCCAGCAGCAGCAAUAUGCUGGAUGGAAGCUCCCAGGGGAAGUUUGACUUUGAAGUGUCUGACUUUUUCAUGUUUGGCUCUCCGCUGGGCUUGGUACUCGCCCUGAGGAAGACUGUCAUUCCUAUGCUGGAUGUGGCCCAGCUGAGGCCUGCCUGUCAACAGGUAUAUAACCUGUUCCAUCCAGCUGAUCCCUCAGCCUCCCGCCUGGAGCCUCUACUGGAGAGAAAAUUUCACCUCCUGCCUCCCUUCAACGUUCCACGCUACCAACGCUUUCCCCUGGGAGAUGGAAACUCCGCCCUACUGGUGGAGACAGUCCAGAGCAACGCUCAGCUGCUACUUGACAGCGGACCUCUUCUGUCCCUUCGCUGUCAGGACACCAUCAGCGAGACCUGUUUCCCUGUGCCGGUGCUAAACUGGCAGGAGGGCUUCCUCAAAGCCACCCUCGCUCCUAUGGAGUCGGAUGUUGUUCAGUCUCAUGGUGGUGUCUUCAUGGACAGUUCGUACCCCUCAUCCCCCGUAACGGGCCCCCUCUCCCGGGGCCAGCGGAGGUCCAGUGAGACCAGCCUUGCCAGCCAGGUCUCAGGAAUGGCAGACAGUUACACUUCCACCAACAUAGCCAACACCAAAUCAUGCGAAAAUAUCCAAUCCAAAACAUUCAGCCUUUUGUCCCAACUCGCCCUUUCAUCACAAAACAAAUUCUUCCUGAAAAGUCCUCCUAAGUCCCGUAAGAAAGCAGCAGAGCGGGUCGAAGGAUCUCCUGACGCAGAUGUAGUGGCCGAGCUGGACAGUGAGGCAGAGACUAGUGAGAGUCUGAGUCCCAUUGGCCAGUACGAGAACUGCCCGUCAGCAGGGCUGCACUGUGCUAUAUCUGAUCUGGUCUCACUGGACUCCCAGGCUGAAGUGGACCAAGUCGCAGCACGUUGGUGGGGCACAAAGCGGCUGGACUUUGCCCUGUACUGCCCCGAUGCUCUGACCGCUUUCCCCACAGUGGCUUUACCGCACCUCUUCCACGCAUCCUACUGGGAGUCCACUGAUGUUGUGUCUUUUCUCCUGAGACAGGUCAUGAGGCAUGAAAACUCUAGCAUCCUGGAGCUCGAUGGAAAAGAAGUGACUGAAUUCACCCCCUCAAAACCUCGAGAGAAGUGGCUCCGCAAGAGGACUCAUGUGAAGAUCAGGAACGUGACUGCUAAUCACCGAGUCAAUGACGCAGUGUUCACAGAAGACUCCCAGCAGGUCGUGAUGGGUCGCUUCAUGUACGGCCCUCUGGACAUGGUCACCUUGGCCGGGGAGAAGGUUGACCUCCACAUCAUGACCCAGCCUCCAUCGGGAGAGUGGGUGUACUUCAACACAGAAGUGACCAACAGUAGUGGCCGUGUGUCUUUCGUCAUCCCAGAGGACCAACGUCUGGGCAUCGGAGUCUACCCGGUCAAAAUGGUUGUCAGGGGCGACCACACAUUUGCAGACAGCUACCUGACAGUUAUUCCACGUGGCACAGAGUUCGUGGUGUUCAGCAUUGACGGCUCAUUUGCUGCCAGUGUGUCAAUCAUGGGCAGUGAUCCCAAAGUCCGUGCAGGAGCCGUGGAUGUUGUCAGGCACUGGCAGGAUUUAGGCUACUUGAUCAUCUAUGCGACAGGACGACCAGACAUGCAGAAGCAACGGGUCGUGGCUUGGUUAUCUCAGCACAACUUCCCUCAUGGCAUCGUCUCCUUCUGUGACGGCUUGGUCCACGACCCACUCAGACACAAGGCCAACUUCCUCAAGUCCCUGACAGAGGUUCACAUGAAGAUUUUCGCUGGCUACGGAUCAACCAAAGACAUCUCAGUCUACACCUCCAUUGGCCUCCAUCCCUCCGAAAUAUUCAUCGUCGGUCGACCCUCGAAGAAGAUGCAGCACCAGUGCCAGUUCAUCACAGAGGGAUAUGCCGCUCAUCUGUCCCAGCUGGAGUACAGCCACCGAUCCCGGCCAGCGAAGUCCAGCAGCGUGCGCAUGGUGCUGCGUAAAGGCAGCUUCGGCGUGGGUGCCAAGAGUGACUUCCUAAGGAAGAGGAACCACCUGCUGCGCACCAUCUCCUCCCAACCGGCCCCCAGCUCCCCGACAGGCAGCAUCCACAACCGGCCAGAGCGCACACAGAGCCAGUCAGACGGCGAGCGGCUGGAGGGCGCUCACAGCUCCAGCCAGGGAGCAGCACAGCGCAGCAUGAGCAUCACAGCCAGCUGCUGGGGCCGCAGCAGCAGCAGCACCAAGCUGGAUCCGGGCAUCCUCAGCCCCAAAUGAGACCAGGGAGACGGUGUAAGACUUUACAAAGACUGAGGAAGAGACCUGUGACAAAGAGAAGCGCCAAGAGUUAAAAACAGCUGGCUUGCACCGGAUGGGUAAAUGCAACAAUGGAAACAAUACAGACCUCUCUUUAUAAACUAAUGCCAGUCACACUCAACAUAGAUACGAGGCUUUGGCGAUAUUUAUUAUACAACGCACACAAAACUCAACCGGCAUUUCAAAGAGCAUCUUCCUGAAAUGGGAAACUUGCACACGAAUAGACACGGCUUAUAUUUCUACUUUCUGUCCUGGUCAGAAUAUAUUGAUCACUCUUGAAUACUCGGCCAGUUUGUUUCCUGAAGCAGGCUUUUAGAUUGGUGAUGGUUACACAUGCCAGCACCCAAUGCUGGAUACAAACAUACAGCGUGGCUCCAGACAGCCUGUAUCAGGUCCACGCUCUGAUACUGCUCUGCAACGGACUGCUGCCACCGCAAGCACCGCAAGUACCACAGAGAUCAACUUUGAGGAGAAGAGUUUUAAAGUUAUGUCUUUUUUAUGUGAUAAUAAGAUAUGUUCUCGUCUGGGAGCUAAAAUUCGGGUAAAACUGGAUUGGAUGCGUUUCUUUUCCCAGCGUGACCAAACAAUCAGUUUGCCAAAAUGUACCUUCUGAAGAUUCUGUUGGACAAACAUUAUUUACGCCCGGCUCGUGGGCCGCAACAACGGAGGAGAGACGCACACUAGACUUAGUAACAAUCUUUAAGUAAGUCAAAGUCAGGAAGACGCAACAGGUUAGUGGAGACGGACCGACCGAGGCAGCAGGCCCGGGGCAGCGGCAUCAGGCCUCUGAGGUCAUCACAGCAUCAAAAUGGGUUUUUAAGAAAGCUAACAAUAAAUGUACACAGUCCAGUUUUAGUUUGUUUUCUAGUUGUCCCUCAGAACAAAGAACCAUCUAAAUAUCACAUGAAGCAAACAGAAAAAUGACCCUUUAACUAUGGUUGCCGCGGUAACCGUUCCUGGGACUUUAAAGCAUUUGACCACAUCUCACCAUGCGGCGCUCGGGGAAGCUCCCGCUGCUGCGCGGUUAAUGUGCCAAAGUAAACCGUAGAGAAUGAGAUGCUACACAUGAACAGAGAGGGGAUGAUUACGGUCUCCUGUGUACAAAUGUAAUAGUGUAAAUAUAUGUAGUUGAUGGCUUAUUGAGGCUUGUAUAUAAUUGUUCUAUCACAGUGCAGAUCUGGUAUCUGGUCCACUGAAGACCAGUUUCAAGGGUCUUUACUCUGGGGGUAAACACCACCUCAUUCAGGAUACACUUUAACGAUUGAUGAUAACUAUUCUUAUUUAAGAUUAUAGAUAUUUUAAAAUGUAUUGAUUUUGUGAACAAAGUGUGUUUUAGGAUUACUUCAGAAAUGUUGGUUUUAAUUUUACUUUUAAAUUCAGUUGCAUCAGCCAAAGCUCGGAAGAGGUCUUUGGCUGGCACAGUAUUUUAUUUUGAUUAUUUUACUUACAGAUCUCCAGAAUUGUAUCAACAGAACUAUCUGGUGUCAUAUUAUAUUGUAUGUUUAUUAUCUAUUUUGGAAAUUUGAGAAAUGGCUUCUCUCUGGUUGUCCCUAGGCUGUAAUUGAGGCGUUGAAUGUGCUCAUAGAUAAUCCUCAUUUAGGUGGAGGCCUCUUUUCUCUGUUCUGCUGCGCCUUCUAGAGGAAGAAUAAUCUGCUAAUUGUAAAUGAUGUUCAAAAUGCUGUCAGAAGUAGGAACACAGAGCUCAGACUUACUUAAUGCUGUUCGCCAUUUAUUACUAAAAUGGGAACAGAUGUGUAAUCUAUCCAAUCAAAUGAUUUUAUUUGGCCCUCUAAUGGGCGAGUAGAGAGCCGACUGCAAUGGACCAAUAUGGCUCAAAUGAAAGGGAAAUGUGCAAUAUUACUCAACCGCACCCCAUAUCAAGCAGACUGUUGAGGAAAUGUUUGAGUGCAUUGACAAUCAGUUCAACAGGCACAUGCUGUACGGACGUCAAACUGCAGAGGGAGCCUGAACACAUCUUAGCACGCAACAAAUACACAUGUAACAUUGUAGAGCCCAUCAAAAAAUAAAAGGAGAGAUUUCUCACAAGAAAGUGCCACUGACCUCAUCCGUCCGUACUCAUCGACACUCGGUUGUCAGUUUAUUAGGUACACCUGUCUCAGAUAGAAAUCCUGCCUUCAGGAAGGUUCUGAUUUUUUUUGCGAGAGCAUCAACGUAGUCGUGGUUUUGGAGGCUGUAGUUUGUGAUGCUGUUGAAUUGUAUUGUGUUCUCCUGUACGGUGUUUCUUAUAUAUUGUCCAGCCCUUUGAUAUCAAUGAGGGAGAGUUAAUGCUAGAUAACAGAGGGUGCAUCCUAAUCUAUAGGUAUAUAUACCUUACUAAAUCAGGGCUGUUUCUAGCUAUCCGGGUAAAGAACGACGCUAUUGCAAACUGUACGACAGUCCCUCUGCAUUUUGACCAUUUCAGAGAUCUGGCUUGAAGCAUAUAUAUAAAACUCUGAGGCUGCUGACCCAAGAAUAGCUGUUUGUAAAUCGAUAGUAAUUUUUUUUUUAAAGCAAAAUAAACGCUGUAAAACAUGCACUCAUCUAAAAUUAGCAACAACUGAACUAUAUGUCCUAAUUCAGAAAUCUGAAUUGCCUGGAUAUUAAAAGCCAAGACCUGUAAAGAAGCGGUGCGGUUAUCUGUGACGCUUGGAUACCUCUGGGGAGUCGCUUUGAUUCUGCUACUCACACACACAUUACCAGAGGCCUUACACUUCCCUUUUCUGCCUUACAUUACUAUCGUGUUGAGCUGAGAGUGAACGCUGCUCACUCCCCGAUUUACUUCACUGAAAAGGACCGUCUUUACUUUGUGGAGAUAGAAAGGGCCAUGUUGGCUGUGGCUUGUUUUCUCUUUAACGGAGAUGUACAAAAGAGAAAUCUUUUUUAAAUAUAGCACCAACAUUAGGGAAACCGUCACCGUUUCAAGCUCUGCCCCCCAGGUUAAUGCAAUGCCUCCACUGUCAUCAACAGUUAGCAUUUAUAUAAUGUAUGUAUAUAUAGAUCUGUAUAGGCAACACGACUUGUUAAAUAUCUUCCUUGUACAGGGUGUGUAUCUUGUAGGUUUUGGAUAACUUCUUUGUAUUCAUUCCCUUGUGUUUUUAUGUACAGUGUAUAAAGAAUAUAUAAAGAACAAA
This is a messenger RNA of Pseudoliparis swirei, 8419 nucleotides long. RefSeq names its product membrane-associated phosphatidylinositol transfer protein 2. Gene Ontology annotation, molecular function: phosphatidylcholine binding; phosphatidylcholine intramembrane carrier activity; phosphatidylinositol binding. Gene Ontology annotation, biological process: phospholipid transport. Gene Ontology annotation, cellular component: cytoplasm. The record is from RefSeq and is a predicted model, not a curated record. The transcript has 28 exons. The coding region runs from base 849 to 5249 and encodes 1466 amino acids. Lineage: Eukaryota; Metazoa; Chordata; Actinopteri; Perciformes; Liparidae.